Molecule: messenger RNA, 2197 nt
Organism: Xiphophorus maculatus (southern platyfish)
Lineage: Eukaryota; Metazoa; Chordata; Actinopteri; Cyprinodontiformes; Poeciliidae
Gene: otomp
Product: otolith matrix protein 1-like
Exons: 9
Coding region: 89-1207 (372 amino acids)
Biological process (GO): iron ion transport
Cellular component (GO): early endosome; plasma membrane; recycling endosome
Source: RefSeq, a predicted model, not a curated record
AAUUUUUUCUGACCAAUGAAUCCCACCUGGUCCUCAUCUCUGCUGAACUACAGAAUCAUUCUGCAGCCGGUUUCAGACCAGAGUCGACAUGGAGAGAAGAUUCGCUGUGACUUUCCUGCUUUUGCUGCCUCUUCUGAGCGUCGACUGCGUCUCCAACCAGAAAACUACAGUCUCCUGGUGUGUGCUAUCGGACGCCGAGGAGCAGAAGUGCCUGGAUUUAGCCGGCAAUGCCACGGCCAGGAAUGUGAGGGGAUCGCUGAUGUGUGUCCGCGGCCUGAGCACCAGAGACUGCAUGGAGAAAAUCAAGAACGGCACAGCAGAUGCAGCUUCGAUGUUUGCAGAUGAUAUGUACGCUGCGGGUCUCUGCCAUGGCCUGGAGCUUGCAGCAGGAGAGUCUCAUAAUGGAGUAGACGGAAUCAGCUACUAUGUGGUGGCAAUGGCCCGGCGCUCCUCUUCAGACCUGUCCUUGCUGGAGAUGCAUGAGCGCAGCUCCUGUCACCCCGGCGUCCGUACCACGGUGGGCUGGACGGUUCCCAUCGGCUACUUGGUUAACACAUCCCAAAUCAGCGUAGGAGAGCAGUGCAAUUUCCCCAAAGCGGUGGGGAACUUCUUUGGUUACAGUUGCGUGCCUGGCAUUAAGGAUCCUCUGCAUGAUCCCAGAGGCAACAACCCGAAGAACCUCUGUGAGGCAUGUAUAGGAGACGAGAACGACAGACACAUCUGUGCCAACAAUCACAGGGAGAGACAUUACGGAGAGGCAGGGGCCCUGAGGUGUGUUGCUGAGAACCUCGGUGAUGUUGCGUUUGUCAAACACACAACAGUCUUCGACAAUUCGGAUGGCAAGAAUCAGGAAUCCUGGGCCUUGGACUUGGAGCUGGAGGACCUCAAGCUGCUGUGUCCAGACGGGACAGAGGCAGGUCUGGAUGAGUAUCUGCGAUGCCACCUGUCAGCUGUCCCCGCCAACGGCGUUGUGGUGCGCAUGGAGGAUAAGUGCCGUGUCUGGAAAUACCUGGAGCGUUUACAGAAUGUGUUUGGCAACGCCACCGAGGGCUUCAGCCUGUUCAGCUCGGCAGGCUACGGCCAAUCCGAUCUGCUGUUCAGCGACGCUACCCACCACCUGCAGAGAGUUCUGGGUAGUUACACCUCUUGGCUGGGCCCCAGUUACACCACCAUACUGCAGGCCUUCGAGUGUGAGGGCUUCUGCUGAUGGAAGAGGGGGAAGAUACCCAGCGCAUCAACUUCCACCCCAUCCUGCUGUCUCCAUGCUAGUGUUCUGCCUUCCCGCCCUGCCAUCUGUGUCCCUCUGCUUUAACACCAUUUAAUUUUUUUUUCUAUUGCUUUGUGUUUUAUAUUUGUUUUGUUCCUGAAUUUCACCACCCAUUUCUCUCAUUUUAAUCAUUGUCCUUCACUAACUUGGUGUGUUGUCCAACAUAGCAGCUGCGAGGACAGCCAAAAACGGGCUAAUCAACUUUUAAAAACUCUGUCAAACAAGAUGUGGGGGAAAGGAGUAGAAAAUAUGACGUAAAUUGGUAAAAGUACAUGAUAAUAAUGUAGAAUAUAAUAGUUAUGGUACCUGUGGUAAUUACAGAUGAACUCUCUUAAUUUUUUAAAUCAAAGGUUCAAACAGUAACCAUUGAGUUUGACCCUCAGAAACCAAUUGAACACCGCAAAAACAUCCUGCUAACUGUUUCACUCCUGUGUGUCUGUUGGGGAAUUGCAUCCUUCUUAGUCCACAGCUUCAGCACCGCCACCCUCUCACCUCCUUCUCACAGGGUCCGUCUCUGGCACUGAACAACUGGGUGCUAUUAACGUUGACAUUAGGAGUCUCAGUUACUGUAUCAGUGUGUGUGGGCGUGCACGCACGCGGGUGUGUGUGUGUGUGUGUGCUUGGGAGAAGUAUGCAUGCUUUCCCACAGCCAUUACUGCCCUAAUUGGCAGUAUGGUGUAUUUUAUAUCGUGUGUGUGUGCGCGUGUGUGUUUAUGUGUAGCUGUUGGUAGGGUUGCUUCUCUCCCAUGGCUUGUGUAGCUCGCCGUUUUGGAUCAGUGCUUUCUCACGUCUGGCAUGGUGGGCCGCACCGUGCCAGCACACUGUGUAUUGUAACGCUAUGCAAUUUGGAGGAAGAACGUUGAGGCUUGAGUCGCCUCUAUUGCCCCCUUAGGGAUUCUUGACUGAAAUAAAUUUUUUCAUUACUUCGCA